AUGGCUUCAACUUGGCAGAAAACUCAGGAAUUCUACAACUGGGUCCUUGAAAGUGAAGUUAGGAGACUUCAGAUCUCUAUUGCUUUUCUUUUGUUUCAGUUUCCAGUAAUUUCAAUCUUGGAUGACUACAGCUACCUGUGCCAGCCAGUGGAUGACAGCAGAAGUGAACUAAGAAUGAGGCAGAUGGCAAGAGUGUGUUGGUGGUUCUUCUCCAAAGUCAUUGAGCUGCUUGAUACGGUUUUCUUUAUUCUGCGCAAGAAACAAGAACAGGUGACAUUUCUGCACAUGUACCGUCAUGGCACUAUGCUGUUCAGCUCAUUCGGGGUGAAAUAUGUGCCUGGAGGACAAGCCUUCUUUAUUUGGAUGCUAAACUCCUUUGUACACAUCUUCAUGUAUGGCUAUUAUGCCCUGACCAGCCUGGGACCACAGAUGCACCGUUACCUGUGGUGGAAGCAUUACCUAACCAUCAUACAGCUGUGCCAGUUUGUAGCCAAUGCUGGUCAUUCUUCCUACAGCCUCUUCACAGAAUGCCUGUUCCCUGAUGUCUUCAACACUGCAGUUUUCCUCUACAUUCUCAGCCUCAUUGCUCUCUUCCUACACUUCUGCUAUCAGACCUACACUAGAGGAAAGCAGGACAAGCUAACUUGA
Molecule: messenger RNA, 648 nt
Organism: Antrostomus carolinensis (chuck-will's-widow)
Lineage: Eukaryota; Metazoa; Chordata; Aves; Caprimulgiformes; Caprimulgidae
Product: elongation of very long chain fatty acids protein 4-like
Biological process (GO): very long-chain fatty acid biosynthetic process; fatty acid elongation, monounsaturated fatty acid; fatty acid elongation, saturated fatty acid
Cellular component (GO): endoplasmic reticulum membrane
Molecular function (GO): fatty acid elongase activity
Source: RefSeq, a predicted model, not a curated record